Plenodomus lingam JN3 is the source of this 1074-nucleotide messenger RNA. RefSeq lists its product as uncharacterized. Lineage: Eukaryota; Fungi; Ascomycota; Dothideomycetes; Pleosporales; Leptosphaeriaceae. Gene Ontology annotation, molecular function: RNA-DNA hybrid ribonuclease activity; RNA binding. Gene Ontology annotation, biological process: mismatch repair; DNA replication, removal of RNA primer. Gene Ontology annotation, cellular component: ribonuclease H2 complex. The record is from RefSeq and is a predicted model, not a curated record.
AUGGACGACUUGCAAGAGGACGUACAAAUGGAUACGCAGGAGAUGGAUAUUGAAAGCCCACCCGAAGAAGUCUUCAUGGCGCCUUCGAUACACAAGGACGACAUUCUUGCUGGAAGGUCAUACUCGCACUUUUCGCCCAUUCCCCAGCAAAUUGCAGACGACAUGUCCACAGAAGUCGUCCUCGGCGUGGAUGAAGCCGGUCGCGGGCCCGUCCUAGGCCCUAUGGUCUAUGCCCUCUUCUACCUCCCUCUCUCCCUCCAUCACUCUCUCCUCGCAGACACACACCACUUCAACGACUCCAAGGUCCUCACCGCCGACUUCCGCACAUCCCUCAUGCGCACCCUUUGCACGCCCUCGACCGACCUGCACGCCGCCGCCGGCUGGGCAACGCGCUCCCUCUCCGCACAAGACAUUUCCGCCCACAUGCUCUCACCUUCCGUUUACAACCUCAACGCGCAGGCCAUGGAUGCCACCAUCGACCUGAUUAAAGGCGUGUUGGAGAAAGGAGUAAACGUAACCGACAUCUACAUUGACACCAUUGGCAAACCAGAGAUAUACCAGAAGAAACUCGAGCGGAUAUGGCCGACGAUACGCAUCACCGUGGCUAAAAAGGCGGAUAGCUUGUACCCCGUUGUCAGCGCUGCAUCUGUGUGUGCAAAAGUCACGCGAGACGCGGCAUUAGAGGUUGGUUAUGGAAAAUACCAUGACCAUGACCACAGCCACAGCCAGAGCAGCAGUACCGAUGUACUCAAUGCACAAACACAAACACAGGAUCCAGUAAAAGCCACAGUAUCAUGGGGAUCCGGAUAUCCAUCCGACCCCCGCACACAGGCCUGGCUCAAACAGAACAUGGACCCGGUCUUUGGCUGGGGCACAGAGUGUCGCCAUUCGUGGGGCACAGCCAAGGAAUUGCUCGAGGGGAAGAAGGCGGAUGUAGGUGUGGAGUGGCCGGUAGAGGACGAGGGGGAUGAUAUGCGCUUGACAGAUUUCUUUGUGGGUAAGGGGGAAGGGAGGGGGGAUGAGUUGGCGGACUGGUUCGGGAAGAGAGUUACGUGUGAGAUGGAGGUGUUUUGA